AUGAAGGCAAAGUCCUCCAGUAGUAGUGGGCAGAUUAGGUCAGUUUUUGCCGUCAGUUUGUCCUUCGCUGGCUUCCUGUCAUUGCUAGUCUUCAUCACACGUCGCCUACCAUCACUACCGGAGGAACACUGGGAGCAUGUGAAAUUCCCUCAAAAUGUGAACGAUCUAAAAAACAUUGGUCUUGUCCUAUCAGAAUACCAAGAUAAUUACUACUGGCAGAUAUUGAUUUUGAUAUCUACAGUCUUUAUAUUUCUACAAUCAUUUAUGAUACCGGGCUCCGUCUUGUGCGUUGUUCUGUUGGGUUAUUUAUUUCCUUUUCAUGUAGCUCUCAUCAUUGUAGCAUUGUGUUCAGCCGUUGGUGCAUCGCUGUGUUACCUUCUUGUUGGAUUUAUUGGUUCUAAAGUUAUAACACACUUAUUUCCUGAGAAAAUUGAGAUAUGUCGCCAAACUAUUCAUAAGUAUCGAAAUGCAAUGUUUCUAUGCAUAUGCUGUUUGAGGAUAUGUCCUUUUAUCCCUAACUGGCUUGUAAAUGUAUCUUCACCAAUUAUUGAUAUUCCACUGGUCCACUUCUUCUUUGGCACAUUUGUGGGAGUGGUUCCCCUAUCCUUGGUGUUCAUUAAAGCUGGAACAGUACUCCAAGAGCUUACAGAUUUGGGUGUAGCUUCCCGGCUUAUCAAUUCUGCCAUUAGUCUUUCGAAAUCAACUGCGUGGAGCUCUUUUAUAGGUGGGGAGAACAUUUUUGGCAUUUCCGAUAGAAAAGUAGAUGCUUGA
Trichobilharzia regenti is the source of this 771-nucleotide messenger RNA. The record is from the annotation of a GenBank genome assembly. Lineage: Eukaryota; Metazoa; Platyhelminthes; Trematoda; Strigeidida; Schistosomatidae.